Molecule: messenger RNA, 2679 nt
Organism: Kwoniella shivajii
Lineage: Eukaryota; Fungi; Basidiomycota; Tremellomycetes; Tremellales; Cryptococcaceae
Exons: 11
Coding region: 1-2679 (892 amino acids)
Biological process (GO): proteolysis
Molecular function (GO): serine-type peptidase activity
Source: RefSeq, a predicted model, not a curated record
AUGACUGAGGAACAAGUGAUCAUAGGAAAACAGUGGGAGGCUGUGGGGCCAUUCCCCAGUGGAAUGCGUGAGCAUCCUAUCAUUGCUUCACCUCUUGCAGCCUAUCUAGACCCGUCGACGGAUCCAGAUAUCGAUUUCGCUUUUAGACCAUAUAACGAAUCCGAAACUUGGCCUAGCGAAAUUGGUAAUGGAGGUAAAGUAGGAUGGAAGACUUUUGAUUUGAAAGAUGAUGGGUGGUUGGAAGUUUCAUAUCCUGAGAUAAGAUGGGAUCAACUUCGAUCCGAUCAUGGAUGGGCUGCACUUCAAUACCAGACUAUUCUUCGUACAUCAAUCAGUAUUCCCAAGAUGUCACGUCAAAAGAAGCAGACAUCUAUUCGGAUUGAUGUAGUUCAAGGAGUAGAAUAUGCGCUUAUACCUAAAUCUACACCCAAAAACCAUAAAGGACCGAUAGAAUGGUAUUCAGGUGAUGUAUACGGUUUCGCCCAAACAACUAUCGGGAAAAAGGGAGUUGAAACUGAAUCAGAGAAAUCAACUUCUAAUUUCGCAAGAUCUCUUUCAUUGCCUCCAGGAGAAUAUACUUUCUUACUUCGAGCAAUAUAUGAAAUUAGAACGUUUGGUGAUCCGGGAAUAUCAAAUCCUCCAAAUAUACAAAUCAAAGUAGACAUUGAAGUGGAUGACAUAGAAGAAAUGCAAAUCGUAGAUGGGUUAGCCCAAGUACCUGAUCUGAUUGAUGGAUGGUUCAUGGGUGAUUGGAUCUCAACUGGAAUCAGAGUCGAUCCGGAGGGGAAAGAUACAGACAUUAUAGAAGUGGAGAGCCCACAUGGAGAUUUCUUCUCCAUCACAUUACCGAGAAAAGUAAAGAUCAUCAAGGGACAAACGAGACAAAUCAGCUUGAGACUCGAACAACAUAAAGAGCUGCCUAAAGAUCUCAGAACAUUUAACGUCAAAUUCAGGUUGAGAAUAGAUGGAAAUGAAGAAAUGAUUACUUGGCGUCCUUCAUUAAAUCACCUCAAUGCAAAUAACCAAAAACCUUUUAGAAUCACAUUUCCUUCUCCGUCAACCGAUGACGAACCUCCUUCUUUUGUGUCUUUCGCUAUGAUCGUCCCGCCGUCAUCUACAAAUCCCAAACCUGAUACAUCACCCCCUGUGAUCCUCGCUUUACACGGUGCAGGGGUGGAAACCACUUCGGCGAUGUGGACCGAAGCUAUGCCAUCAAUUCCUGGAUACUGGUCCGUUUUACCUACUGGCAGGAAUGAAUGGGGAGAAGAUUGGCAUGGGGGAAGUAUGGAAGAUGUUUGGGCUGCCAGAGAAGCAUUUGGUGAAAUCAUCAAGAAGAUAGGGGUGACUGUGUCAGACAAAACAAUACUGAUGGGCCACUCAAAUGGUGGUCAAGGAGCCUGGCAUCUUGCAGCGAGAUAUCCUGAUCGUAUCGAAGGAUUGGUCGCUGCUGCUGGAUGGCUCACCAUAAGCGACUAUGUACCUUACACUGAGCUAGUGUCCAAACAUUUUGCCGAUCCUUCCUUAAUGGGUAUACUCACUUCUUCUCUUACACCAUACAACAACGAUCUCUACCUCUCCAAUCUGGUCGAUAUACCUAUUUUGGUAAUCCAUGGAUCGGAAGAUGACAAUGUCCCACCUCGACACUCACAAGCUUACGUCAAUACCAUUUCAUCUUGGUCAGGCGAACAGAAUAGUAGUAAUGUUAAAUUAAAAGAAAUACCUAAGCAAGGUCAUUGGUGGUCCGAUAUUUUACGUUCGAUGGAGAUCAUCGAUUUCAUUAAGUCAUUACCGGAAAGGAAAAGCUGGGAUGAACAACGCCAAAAAGGAUUUACCUUGACAACUGCCAACCCACAAGAAUCAGGUGGUAGAGCAGGAAUCAAAAUUAUCGAACUCGAUACCCCAGGUAGAAUAGCUAGAUUAGACGUCAAUGCUAGACAAUGGAAAGAUUGUAAUCCAUCUAAACCACUGGAUUUAAGAGGAACAAAUAUCAAACGAAUAGAAUUAACCACAGAACCCAAUCAAUCGUCUGAAAUCCUGAUCAAAGGAAAACAUACUCAUCAUCAAUGGUCAAAACAACACUCAAGUUAUCCAAUCGAUCCGGUUAGAGCUUAUGGGCCUAUGAUAAGGUUUUUAUCGACGGCAGGUUUGAUAACUAUUAUAUCACCUGAUCUACCGAGACAUCUCAGUAUUGCUAAGAGGAUCGCCCAUGAUCUGUUCGUUUAUCAAAGUCUGGAUAGUGAGGUAGUUACUGAUCAAGAUGCGUUAUUACGUCUGGCAAACGGUACAAUUGGCCGAGGUAACAUAUUAAUGAUUGGUAGACCUGAAGAGAAUCUGUUUGUGGACUGGACAAUAAUACAGAACAAAAUACCUAUAUCAUUUCCGACAAAAGGUGUCAUGUUGAUCGAUGAUAAAGUCAUAUAUGAUCGUGGCGCAGGCAUAAUCACACUUCAUCCUCAUCCAACUGCACCCAAAGGUCUUUCCGUUCUGAUAGCUGGGAAUGACGAUUUGGGUUUGGAGCUCGCGGCUCGUUUAUUCCCCAUAAGAACUGGUGUACCUAUCCCAGAUUGGGCAAUAGUUGGACCGCAAGCAAGAUGGAAAGGUUCAGGAGGAUUUAUCGGUGCAGGAUUCUGGGAUGGACAGUGGCGCUGGAACGAUGCUAUGUCAUGGACAGAUCGAUGA